AUGUCUUUCCUGGAACAAAUUAACCGCAUGAACGAGGACUUACGAGAACCAAAAGAACAACUGAAGCAACUUAAGGAACUGGACCUUUUCGUUUUGGACAAUUCCCUCCGAGAAAGCACUGUGGGACAGCUCCGAGGCCAUACUGUCGAAAACAAAUGGAAAAUAUACAAUGAGGUGAGCCAGUCCCAUCUGAAUAUUUCUUAUGAUUACUCUAUAACUGAAUAAAAUUUGUAGACUGGAAGAGUGUGAUAUGAUGUUCACUUGGCUAAGGACUUCAACUUAAUCUGUUUCUUUUCUUCUCUUCCCCCUCCAUUUCGUUAGUUUUCUGAAUCUGCCUCUUGCUCCUCCUCUUCUUGCCUUUCCUCAUUUACCUUUCCCUUCUUGUCUCCCGUUCUCUUUUUCUGUUCCUUAUCUAUUCUUUUUUCCCUCCUAAAGCCCCUCUUUCCCUUUUUCUCUCUUCUACUCCACCUCCUUAAGCUCUCCUUCUCAUUCUACCGCCUCUCAAUAGCCGCCCCGAUACUCCUUUCUCUUCUACUUAAUUCUCCCAGUCUCCUUCAACCCUUUGUCUCUUCUUCUACACUUUUCUUCUUAUCCUCUUGCUAAUCCACGUUCUGAUUCAUCUUCUCCUUAUUCUGCUCCUUUUUCUCCUCUUAUCUUCCUCCCUCAGCUUCCCUGCCCUCUCUUCUCCUCCUACCCCCUCUUCAUGUCUCACACUCUUCACUUCCUCCGUCCCCACCCUUAUUUUUCACCUUUUCCUCCAUUACCUUCUCUUUCUCCUUCUUCUGCAUCUGUUUCUUCUUCGUCUCCACCAGUCACUUCUAAUCGAUCUCCUUUUGUUUAUCCAUAUUCCUCUCCUCGUCUCUCUUCUGUCACUCUUGCCCACUAAUUCUUCCCACCCUUCUCCCAGAAACUAACCUUACAAAAAAAAUAUAUAGGAACGCCCUAACUCCCCAUUUUUUUGUUUCGUUAUUAUUCAUCUAUAGGUGAAAAAAGUAGGCUUCCAGAAUAUCAUCGUCGCAUCGUUUAACCACAUGACCCGCCUGGGGGACACAUUCUGCCGUCAACUUAAAGAAAAAGGAGAAGACUUCAGUAAAUUUUUUGCCUUCACGGAGUUCAUUGAAUCUGUCGACAAAGAUAGAGCUCCCGAUACAGCAACUGUUCCCAUUGGUUUCAAAAAGAUGAAAGAGUAUGGCAUCAAACAUGCCAUUAUUGAGGUUGACUUAGUCUACGGUGGCAUCGAUUACAAAAAGUUUCUUCCUGAAGAUAUCAACAACCUUCUUUCUGAUCGAAUGAGGUGGGUGAGAGAAAAUCUUUCCAAGGAUUCUCGCAUAAUUAUCAACCUACGAGACUUUCCAGAGAGUAUGCUGAGGAAGCCUGAACAAAUUUUCCAAGUGGUCCAUUACUUGUCCUCUUUGCCCCCAAGUGAGCGUCCCUUUGGUUUGAUGUACGAAGAACCAACUGGCAAGUCCAUGCCACAUGAACUCGCUGCCUGGACGGCGGCAGUUCGUAGAGAGAUGGAAGAUUGUUGCUGGAAGGAAGGUAAGCUAUUGGUGCAUGUCCACGAGCAAUGGGGAAUGGCUGACUGCACCGUGUUGGAGUGUCUUGCCAAGGGAGCAGAUGGUAUAUGGGCUAGUUUGAUUAAAGAAGGUUCCGCCAUUGGUCACGCUUCCUCCAGCGUGACCAUAAUGAACUUGGUUCGUCUUGGAAAUGAAAAGGUUCUGCAACAGUUUAACUGUACGUACCUUCGUAAAGCCGCUCAAGAGAUCACUAGGGUCACAACUGGGUUUGAACCUCAUUCAACACAGAUUGUGUAUGGUGAGAGAGCCCUUGAUAUGGUUCUCGGAUUUCCCCAUCUGCAGCCAGACAAGCAAGAAUUUGAUGUUGCCAAGUUCUUUGGAGAAGAGCCCCCAAUGCGAAUAACUACCGUGGCCACACCUAAAAUGAUCGCUGAAAGACUAAAACAUUUGUUCGGAGAGGAUCCCCAGUUCACGGAGGAAAUAGGCAUGACAAUGAAGGAGGUCAUGCUGGAAGAUCUGCACAACAAUAGGAAAGAGGAAUACAUGAGCGAAGUUGGUCUUGCAGUUCUAUUUGACCGGUCUGGUGGCCAAAUAACCGCCAAGAUGAGCGACGUGAUUGCAGCAGAUGUUCCAAACGAGGCUCACGCUCAAAGACUGAUCAACGAAAUUCGGCAAAUGUGGGAUGAGUGGGAUCUUAGAGAGGAAUCAAAAGGAGAUGACGAGCUUGAGUUCGAUUCAUUUUACAACGGCUUUAUGGCGCCCUACUUUGGCUGCUAUAGGUGCGAUGACACAAGACGCGCACUGAAGGCCAUUGAUAUGGAUGAAGACGGCAGAGUGGAUUGGAAUGAGUUUGCACUCUACCUCAAGUGGGCCAUUCGUCAGUAUCCUCAAACAAAGACCGCAGAGGAGCUCCUUUCCAUUGCUUUUCGCAAGGGCAUCAUUCCAGCCAUGCAGGACGUGGUCAUCUUGCAAAACACGGAAAAAAGAAUCAUUCCCGAAAGACCUAGACAAAAACAAAAGGUUAAAAAG
Molecule: messenger RNA, 2546 nt
Organism: Porites evermanni
Lineage: Eukaryota; Metazoa; Cnidaria; Anthozoa; Scleractinia; Poritidae
Source: the annotation of a GenBank genome assembly